CCCGCAGAGACCGAGCGGCUGCUGAGCCGCCGGCCCGGGUACGGCACGGCCCCGGCGGGCCCGGAUCCGGUACCGGUGCCGGAGGAGGAGGAGGAGGAGCUGCGGCGGCGCCUCAAGUAUUUCUUCAUGAGCCCCUGUGACAAGUACCGCGCCCGCGGCAGGCGGCCCGUGAAACUCGCGCUGCAGCUCGCCAAGAUCGUGCUUUUUGGGGUUGGGAUUUGGGUUUGGGAUUUGGGGUUGAGGUUUGGGAUGCCCCAGAGCAUUCAGAACAGUCCCAGCCCAUUUGGGAUUUGGGAUUUGGGGAGUCCCAGGGCUGACCCCAAUCCCCACCCCACAGAGUGCCUGGAGGUGCAGCCUGGGGACCCCAAACCCCCCGUGCUGGACGGGACCGGCAACUUCACCCUCCAGUUCCACAGGCUGAUCAAUGUCACCGUGGAGUUCCAGCUCAAGGCCAUCAACAUCCAAACGCUGCUGAACCACGAAAUCCCCGACUGCUACACCUUCAGUGUCACCGUCACCUUUGACAACCGCGCCCACAGCGGGCGAGUGCGGAUCCGGCUGGACACCCACGCGGCCAUCCGGGAGUGCCACCACCCCGCGCUGCCGGGCCGAGGUGACAAUUCCCUGCGCCUGUCCUUCGACAUCCUGGUGACAGCCGUGUGCUCGCUGUCCCUGGUGCUCUGCGCGCGCUCCAUCGCCCGCGGGCUCCUCCUGCAGAGGGAUUUCUCGCGGUUCCUGCGCUGUCACCGCGCCCUGUCCCUGUCCCUGUCGGACCGGCUCGAGUUCCUCAACGGUUGGUACCUGCUGCUCGUCACCAGCGACGUCCUCACCGUGCUGGGCACCGUGCUCAAGAUCGGCAUCGAGGCCAAGAAUUUCUCGGGGUACGACGUGUGCAGCAUCCUGCUGGGGACAUCGACGCUGCUGGUGUGGGUCGGGGUCAUCCGGUACCUGACCUUCUUCCAGAAGUACAACAUCCUGAUCGUCACCCUGCGCGUGGCGCUGCCCAACGUGAUGCGUUUCUGCUGCUGCGUGGCCGUCAUUUAUUUGGGGUACUGCUUCUGCGGCUGGAUCGUGCUGGGCCCCCACCACCCCAAGUUCCGCUCGCUCUCCAUGGUGUCCGAGUGCCUCUUCUCGCUGGUCAAUGGCGAUGACAUGUUCGCCACCUUCGCGGCGCUCCGGCCCAGCGGGGCGCUGGUCUGGCUCUUCAGCCAGGUGUACCUGUACAGCUUCAGCGCCCUCUUCAUCUACAUGGUGCUCAGCCUCUUCAUCGCCCUCAUCACCGGCUCCUACGACACCAUCAAGAACCAGUCCGAGGCCGAGGUCCCGGUGUCGCAGCUCCACGCCUUCAUCGCGCAGUGCCGGGACAGCCCCAGAUCCGGGAAGUUCCGCCGGGACAGCUCCGCCUCCUGCUCCGCCUCCUGCUCCGCCCUCUGCUGCUGCGGCCGGGCUGCCGUGCAGGACAACGCGCUGCUGGUGAACUGAGGGGACGCCGAGGGGACCCCAAAACCCCCCCAGCUUUUUAUUUAUUUUAUUUUCUGCUUUUACCUGCCUGGGACCCCGAAUCUGGGACGUCCUGAGACCCCCCAGGAUGGAUUUUGGGGGGGUUUGGGGUCCCCAAUUCUCCUUUUGGGGACACUUUGGGACCCCCCAAAUCUGUUUUUAAGGACACUUUGGGACCCCCCCCGAUCAUUUUUGGGGGGUAAAUUUGGAACUUUGGGACGCCCCAGUCUGUUUUUGGGGACACUUUGGGACCCCCGAAUCAUUUUUGGGGACACUUUGGGACCUCGUCCCUGUCCUUGGAGUGACUGGAGCAGUUUUGGGUCACCCCACAGCCAAAAAUGUCCCUUUUCACCCCAAAAUUUGGGGUGUGGCCACACUGGGGGUGGAGGAUUUGUGUCCCCAAGGGGACAAUAAAGGUGACCUGGGACACGAGGGGUCUGUGGUGACAGUGGGGACACCCUGGGGUGACAAUGGGGACACCCCCCCAUCCCUGUAGUGGUACGGCCCUGUGAUAGGGCGUGUCCCCCACCCCCCACGGUGGUACAGUCCAUCCCCACGCUGCCUUACAGGGGUACGCCCCAUACAGCCCCCCCUGCACCCACAGUGGUACCUCCCAUCUCCCGCCGUUUCCCCUCAGUG
Ficedula albicollis (Collared flycatcher) is the source of this 2139-nucleotide messenger RNA. Its product is annotated as mucolipin-1-like. The annotation marks the transcript as partial. The transcript has 11 exons. Gene Ontology annotation, cellular component: lysosomal membrane; plasma membrane. NCBI's taxonomy places the organism in Eukaryota, Metazoa, Chordata, Aves, Passeriformes, Muscicapidae. Gene Ontology annotation, molecular function: NAADP-sensitive calcium-release channel activity. The record is from RefSeq and is a predicted model, not a curated record.